AUGAUUGUCGCUGGAAAUUCUCUAGUCCGUGGUGGAGAAACAACUCCAGUAGUGAAAAUGGAGGUCGAGACGGUGGCGAGAGAUAAAAAUGGAUUGUGUUCUGCUGCUACAGGUCAUGGGGGGAAGGACAGGAAGGGGAAGGGGAAGGACAGGAAGGGGAAGAGAGAGAAAGGGUGCUUGAGAUGU
This is a messenger RNA of Ilex paraguariensis (yerba mate), 186 nucleotides long. NCBI's taxonomy places the organism in Eukaryota, Viridiplantae, Streptophyta, Magnoliopsida, Aquifoliales, Aquifoliaceae. The record is from the annotation of a GenBank genome assembly.